AUGUCAAAUGGAUACGGGUCAGGGUAUUUGGCAGCUCUACCUUCGUUCCAUAUCCGCUUGAGUAUGCAAAACUGUGGACGGCGCAUCAAGUUCUAUCCUAUCCUAAGGGCUUGUUCUUUGUUGCUCGGGGUUCAUCCGAUAAAUUCCGUCACUGUUUUACUUCUGCGCCGAUUUUUAGCUGGCCCGUGGGGCUUGGGCUCAGUAGGUUUUCUACAGCGAUUGCCGUCGUGCUUAAUCGUUUGCGUAGUUGUAGGUGCCUGGCCGUUGUGCUUCAGGUUUCUCGCUCGGGUAAUUAAGUGGAAUUAUGGCGCGAGUAGUAGACCCAGGUAACAACAAAAAAGUCAUUCAUUCUAGACCAUGACGAAUGAGUGAGUGAAUUGCUCGCAGUGUUUGUGCUGAAGAAUUGACUCGUGUCCAAGGGAUUAUCAUCAUCAU
Amoebophrya sp. A25 is the source of this 435-nucleotide messenger RNA. NCBI's taxonomy places the organism in Eukaryota, Dinophyceae, Syndiniales, Amoebophryaceae. The record is from the annotation of a GenBank genome assembly.